Molecule: messenger RNA, 862 nt
Organism: Frankliniella occidentalis (western flower thrips)
Lineage: Eukaryota; Metazoa; Arthropoda; Insecta; Thysanoptera; Thripidae
Product: gamma-secretase subunit pen-2
Exons: 3
Coding region: 182-487 (101 amino acids)
Biological process (GO): Notch receptor processing
Cellular component (GO): gamma-secretase complex
Source: RefSeq, a predicted model, not a curated record
AUCCCAUCCCCCUCCGCUCCGCUCCGCCGAAAGGCCCCAAACAGCUCAAACUGUCAACAUAGUUGUCAACACGACUUUUCGUUUCCUAACUAUACCGAACUAUAUAGUUUUUGCAUGAGUUCAACUAGCUGGAAGUAAGAUUUUGCGUCCGUUUCUGAAAUUCUCGACCUAGAGGUUCGUUAUGGAUUUAUCGAAAGUAAAGGAUGAUAGAAAGCUGGAGAUUUGCCGCUGGUAUUACAAGGGUGGAUGGGCGUUUCUUCCUUUCCUAUGGGCUGUAAACUUUGUGUGGUUCUACAAAGAUGCAUUCCAACGUCCACCAUUUGAAGAACAAAAACAAAUUAGAGGAUAUGUAAUUUUUUCUGGGAUAGGCGCUCUAAUAUGGAGUAUAGCGCUUACAACGUGGAUCAUCAUAUUUCAAAAAUAUCGUGUUGAAUGGGGUAGUGUAGGUGAUGAACUGACAUUCCUAAUUCCUUCUGGAAGUCUUUAAAAUAGGUAUUUAUUUUAUUUUUUUAUAACAAACCUAAGAUUUUUAUUAGCACUUGAUGUCCUCUAGAAUGUGAUGGUUGCAAACUGAAGCUUUGUUAUAUUCAUCAUUGAUUUUGAGAACUGUUCACAAUUUUGAUGAAAAUACGCAACUAAACUUCUGUGAUAAGUUUGAUGUUUGAUUGUAACGAGUGACGUACCUGCUUUGAGUCCUUGAAAUAUGUUUUGUUAUGAGUAUUUUAAGCAACCUGUACUAUUUGCCACAAAUCAUUGUCUGCAAGUCUGCGGUAGUUGACUGGAUAAUUAACUAAAUAUCUGGAUCUAACUGAUUUUUUUUUUAAACCUCUGUUGAAAAUUAAAUCAUAUUAACAAUUCUCAA